AUGCCCAUCACUCGGAAAGCAUUAUCGUCUUUGAAGCAGCUGAAGGUUCAGCUGGAAGACCUGCGAUCUUCAUUUGACGACAUCUCUGGUUUCAUUCAGAAGUUUUCUGAUGCGACCACUGCUACCCAGGUAGACGUUCGGCUGGAGCGAAUCGACGAUUUGUGGGAGAGAUUUAGCGAGAACUUGGUCGAGCUACGAUCUCAUGAAGAGUUUGAGGACGAAGAGAAUCAGCUUGGGAAGUUGCGCAAGCAGAUGAGUGAUCGAUAUUAUGAAGCUAAAACGUUUUUGUUGGACAAAAGCAAAGCCCUUCAUGCCCCUCCGGCCGUGGAUCAGUCUCUUCUCGAACAACCGGCAGCAAAUGUUGUUGAUCAUGUCAGGUUACCGCAAAUUAAUCUUCAAACGUUCAGUGGUGAUAUCGAUGAGUGGUUGAGCUUCCGAGACUUGUUCACGUCGCUCAUCCACUGGAGAACCGAUUUGCCGGAAGUGGAGAAGCUUCAUUAUUUGAAGGGGUGCCUUCAGGGUGAGCCGAAAAGCCUAAUCGAUCCCCUGAAGAUUACCAAGGCAAAUUACCAGAUAGCUUGGGAAACGCUGAUGAAAAGAUACAACAACAACAAGCUAUUGAUGAAGAAGCAGGUGCAAUCAUUCUUCAUGCUACCGACUUUUGGCAGAGAAUCUGUUGUUGAUCUGCGUUCUCUGGUAGAGGGUUUUGAGCGAAUCGUCCAAACAUUAGAUCAAGUUGUGGAACCUGUCGAUUACAAGGAUCUUUUGCAGGCGGAUUCCAAGGUUACCCAUCCACAACAAACAACGACAAAAUCAAGAGUUUCAACAACCAAGGCCAGUUAUAACUCGGUUGAAGCAUCAUCAGGAAGAUGUGUGGCUUGCAAGGAUAGCCACCAUCUAUUUCAAUGUUCCGUAUUCCAAAAACUUUCUGUGGCGGACAAGGAUGCUAUGUUGAAAUCCCAUGGGCUUUGCCGGAAUUGUUUCCGGCCGGGGCAUCAGGCAAAGGAUUGCCUAUCAAAAUUCCGCUGCCGGAUCUGUAGAAGACGUCACCACACCCUGGUUUGUUUCAAAUCGGAGAAGGGUAAUACUGCAUCGGUCGCAGAGGCUGCUGGGGGUAGCCACCCUUCAAACUCCAAGGAUUCCCAGGGUUCUUCAGGUUCCAGUUCUAUUCAAGUGGUGAAUAUGGCAGCAACAGACGUUUCGGUGAGCGGUGCGGCAAAUCAAGUUACGUCGCAGGUUUUGUUAGCGACAGCGGUGGUCAUCGUCGAGGAUGACUUUGGCGUAAAGUACCACGCUCGUGCUCUUCUUGAUUCGGGCUCAGAGAGCAACUUCGUUUCGGAACGCUUGGUACAAAGGAUGAAGGUGGUCAGAAAGAAGAUCGACGUUUCAGUCCUGGGCAUAGGACAAGGGAUCACCAAGGUCAAACACAUGGUUCAAGCAGCCAUUCGCUCGCGGAUUUCGGACUUCUCGCGAGACAUGAGGUUCCUGGUAUUAUCCAAGGUAACCGCAAACCUACCUACAACUUCAAUCAAUACGGAGCGGUGGGUUCUACCAAAAGGGAUUGAGCUUGCUGAUCCAGCAUUUUUCACGUCUAAGGAAGUCGACAUCGUGUUAGGUAUCGAGGCCUUCUUUGAAUUCUUCAAGUCAGGACGAAGGAUCACAAUCGGUAAAAACUUACCAAGCCUUACGGACUCAGUGUUUGGCUGGGUAGUUUGUGGUGGGUGCUCAAUUCCUAGCGAAUCCCUUCAAAUCAACUGCCACUUCUCUACAUCCAAGGAUCUGGAAAAGUUGAUGGCGCGAUUCUGGUCCUGCGAGGAGGUGGAAUUUUCGGAUACCUGUUCGCUAGAGGAGAAGAAGUGUGAAGAAAUUUUCCAGCGUGGAGUUCAGAGAAAUGACAGAGUGGUCGUUACGUUGUUCCACUACUUAAAAAAGAGGACUUUCUUCCAAACCUGGACUGGCAAGGGACGCUCACUUGCCUUUAUGGACGAGUACCUGAAAUUGGGACACAUGAGCAAGGUUGAGGAAGCUACAGUGGACAAGGUUAAAAGAUGUUUUCUACCGCAUCAUCCGGUAGUCAAGGAGGCCAGUACCACCACCAAGGUCAGGGUGGUCUUCGAUGCUUCUUGCAAAACGUCUGAAGUGUUCUUAAAUGAUGUACUUCUGGUAGGGCCAGUUGUACAUGAUGAUUUGAGGUCAAUAAUUCUACGCAGCCGAACAAAGCAGGUUCUCCUCGUGUUGGACGAGGAGAAAAUGUUUCGGCAGAUCCUCCCUCGGCCAACGGAUCGACCACUCCAAUCUAUACUAUUCCGGUUUGCUCCGGAGGAGGAAGUUGCAGUGUACGAACUCAACACCGUUACAUACGGAACCAAACCCGCACCAUUUCUAGCCACCCGAACCCUUCAACAGUUGGCUGCUGACGAAGCCGAUCGUUUCCCGCUCGCGGCAAGAGCAAUUCGUGAAGAUGUUUAUAUGGACGACGUCAUCACCGGUACGGACGAGGUGGAACUAGCCGUCAGUACUAGGAAUCAACUGACUGAAAUGAUGCAGUGCGGUGGGUUUAAACUACGGAAGUGGGCUUGUAAUGUCCCAGAAGUUCUUGAUUGUGUACCCGAAGAAAACCUGGCAAUACGAGAACCCACAGGAAUUAUUCUGGAUCCUGAGCAAUCCGUCAAAACUCUAGGACUAACGUGGAUACCCCAUACUGAUACUCUCCGUUUCCAGUUUGCUGUCCCACCGAUUGAACCAGGAGUUCCUUUAACGAAACGUCAAAUACUCUCACAGAUCGCAACAUUAUUCGAUCCACUUGGCUUGAUUGGGGCCACGACUUCAUCAGCCAAGAUUUUCAUGCAGCAACUCUGGACUUUGGAAGAUGGAAAGGGUAAUCGGUUAGACUGGGAUCAGCCCGUACCUUCAAUGGCCUUGCAAAGGUUUGUUUCAAGGAGAGGCAGGGACUCCGAUAUUUAUUCGGAUAAUGGUACGAACUUCGUCGGUGCACGGAACAAGCUAACAGAGCUCCAAGGUUUGAUGAAGGAUCGUAUCCACCGUGAGAGAAUUACUAGCGAAAUGGCAAAGGACGGCAUUCAGUGGCAUUUCAAUCCACCUAGCGCGCCACAUUUCGGUGGACUUUGGGAGGCUGCAGUCCGGUCGACCAAGAAUCAUCUCAUGAAGGUAAUUGGCGAAAAUCCGGUCUCAGCAGAGGAUUUCUCCACGCUUUUGACACAGGUAGAAGCAUGUCUAAACUCCCGGCCCUUGACACCGAUGUCCGAUGAUCCCAAUGAUUUGGAGCCCUUGACACCGGCUCAUUUUCUCAUCGGAUCAUCCCUGCAAGCACUUCCCGAUCCUGCACUAACGUCCAUCCCAGCGAAUCGUCUGAACCAUUACCAGUUGAUGCAACAAAAAUUACAAAAUUUCUGGAUCAGGUGGCGUCGAGAGUACUUAAGUCAACUGCAAGCAAGAGCAAAGAGAUGGAAGCCAGCGGUUCCUGUUGAUGUCGGCAAGCUCGUCGUGGUUAAGGAUGAUAACUUGCCCCCUAUGCGUUGGAAGUUGGCCAGAAUCAUCGCUGUACAUCCUGGCAAGGACAAAAUUGUUAGAGUUGUAACCUUGAAAACUGCCUGUGGAGAACUGAAACGACCGGUAGAGAAAAUUUGUAUUCUUCCACUCCCAAGUACCCACAGUGAAGAAGAUAAAACGAUGCUGUAA
Armigeres subalbatus is the source of this 3699-nucleotide messenger RNA. RefSeq lists its product as uncharacterized. Bases 1 to 3699 code for a protein of 1232 amino acids. The record is from RefSeq and is a predicted model, not a curated record. Gene Ontology annotation, biological process: DNA integration. NCBI's taxonomy places the organism in Eukaryota, Metazoa, Arthropoda, Insecta, Diptera, Culicidae. The transcript has 4 exons. Gene Ontology annotation, molecular function: nucleic acid binding; zinc ion binding.